Messenger RNA from Sphenostylis stenocarpa, 1146 nucleotides. NCBI's taxonomy places the organism in Eukaryota, Viridiplantae, Streptophyta, Magnoliopsida, Fabales, Fabaceae. The record is from the annotation of a GenBank genome assembly.
AUGGGAAAUUCGUCCAAGGACGAUUCUGCCACCUCUCCUGACGCCUCCGCCGGGGAUGUUCAGCCCUCCAAUGCAGGCGUCUACUCCGAGGGCGAGAAAGUGCUCGCCUACCACGGCCCUCGCAUCUACGAAGCCAAGGCACCUUUUACCUCUUUCCCUCCCUUCUUUCUCAUUUUUCUCUCUUUUCUUGAUUUCCCUAUCCCUCUUGUUAUUCCCGUUUGGAAUUUUAUAAUUACCGUUUCAGAAACAAACGGAACCCUUGCCGUGGCUAACUGCACAGUGCAAAAAACUGAGAUCAGAAAGAGUGAAUGGAAAUACUUUGUUCACUACCUUGUAAUGAUUUUGGGGUAUGCUAUUGAAUUUGGUUGUUUCAUUUACUAUUUUGCAGGGCUGGAUUGGGACGAAUGGGUAGGUGAGGACCGAUUAAUGAAACAUACUGAAGAGAAUGUAAUGAAACAGUUGGCCCUAGACAAAAAGCAAAAUGCAGACAAGAAUGUUAAGGCUGGGCGUUCAACCCAAGCAAAGGGCAAAACUUCUACAGAUGCCAAAAUGGAUAAAGAGGAUGCCAAGACUAACGCGUCUAAAGGGAAGAAACGAAAGCAUGAUGUUGGAGUCGAGAAGGGCAGCGGGACUGUUGAAAAGCUUGUCAAGAUUCAAAUUCCUGCAACAUUAAAGAAACAACUGGUUGAUGAUUGGGACUCUGUUACUCAGCAGGAUAAGCUUGUCAAACUUCCUCGUUCUCCAACUGUUGAUGAAAUUCUGACAAAGUACCUUGAGUACAAAUCAAAGAAGGAUGGCAUGGCUCCUGAUUCAGUAGGAGAAAUUUUGAAAGGAAUAAGGUGUUAUUUUGAUAAGGCGUUGCCUAUGAUGCUCUUGUACAAAAAAGAACGCAAGCAAUAUAAUGAUGUAAUUGUCGAUAAUAUAUCUCCGUCAACCAUAUAUGGAGCUGAGCAUUUAUUACGCCUCUUUGUUAAGUUACCUGAACUUUUGGCUUAUGUAACUAUUGAGGAGGACACAUUGAAUCGCUUGCAGCAGAAAUUACUUGACUUUCUCAAGUUUUUGCAGAAAAAUCAAAGUACCUUCUUUCUUUCAGCAUACGAUGGUACCAAAGUCUCUGAAGGAAAAGGAAAGGGGAAGGAUGAAUGA